Messenger RNA from Cutaneotrichosporon oleaginosum, 1176 nucleotides. RefSeq lists its product as uncharacterized. The record is from RefSeq and is a predicted model, not a curated record. Lineage: Eukaryota; Fungi; Basidiomycota; Tremellomycetes; Trichosporonales; Trichosporonaceae. Gene Ontology annotation, cellular component: plasma membrane.
AUGACAUGUUUAGUUAGAAUUGGGCUCCAUCUCUCUCACUUUCUCACUCUAACGCCCGCCGCUAACAUGGACUUCUCCUACCUCGGCCACAAAGGCGCGCCCGACGACGGCAUCGGCUCCGGCUCGGUGCUGACCUGGCGCAAUGUCGGCCUCGGCUUCCUCUUUAUCGUGUUCGACGCGGUCCUCUCCACCAUCAUGGGCCUCAAGAUCGGACGCAACCUCAUCGUCGCCGCGUGCCGCUGCAUUCUCCAGCUUAUGGUGAUGAGUAUGGUGCUUGGAAAGGUGUUUGCAAGCAACAACCCCUUCGCUGUCGCGGGAAUCGCCUUCGUCCUCAACGUCCUCGGCGCGAUCGAGGCCACGUUUAACAAAGCCAAGCGGAGGUUCAGCAACAUGUUCCCCUGCAUCCUUCUGUCCUUGCUGUGCGGUUCCAUCCCCAUCGGCAUCCUCGGACAGCAGUUUGCGAUGGAGCAGCGUCCCUUCUGGAAGCCCGAGCAGUACAUCCCCAUCCUGGGCAUGCUCCUCGGGAACGGGAUCAGCGCGAUCGGGAUUGCGAUGAACUCUGUCUCGACCGAGUUCGCGAACAACCGCGACCGGAUCGAGACGUAUCUCGCCUUUGGCGCGGGGCGGUUCGAAGCCGUGCGGCCGCUCGCGAUCGAUGCGCUCGCCGCCGCCCUCCUUCCGACCAUCAACCAGAUGAGCGUCAUAGGCCUCAUCUCGAUCCCGGGGAUGAUGACGGGUGCAAUCGUCGGCGGCAAGUCGGUCGAGCAGGCCGCCAAGCUCCAGAUGAUCGUCAUGUUCAUGAUUAGUGCGAGCUCGGCGCUCGCAACUAUUGUCGCGCUGUGGUUUGCACUCACGACGCUUAUCGACGACCGCGACCGCGUGCGCCCCGACCGCUUGGACUCGCGCAAGCCCGCGUUUUACCGCUGGCGCGACAGGACCGUUGACCGUGUGUGGCACUGGUUCACGAGUUUCCGGUGCUGCGGCGGCCGCGAGCGGGGUACGGAGGAGGAGCGCCGCGGGCUGCUCAGUGGGAACGGCGAGGGCGGGAGCAACGGUCCUAAUGGUGCCAACGGCGCCAAUGGCAGCAAUGGCAACCGCCAUUGAGAGGGCGGACAGCCCUGCCCAGAGCGGAGCCGCCGAGCACUUCUUGAUAUACAAAUGCAUUGUGUACAGGAG